Molecule: messenger RNA, 2761 nt
Organism: Parus major (Great Tit)
Lineage: Eukaryota; Metazoa; Chordata; Aves; Passeriformes; Paridae
Gene: HEPACAM2
Product: HEPACAM family member 2
Exons: 10
Coding region: 124-1512 (462 amino acids)
Source: RefSeq, a predicted model, not a curated record
ACAUAAGGCAGGGGACAGGAUAGGACCUGUUAACUCAUUGCUGAUUUCCCUAGCAAAUAAACCAGCAGCUGCAGGUCCAAGCCCUGGCUUAGUGCAGAGAAGGUGGCAUUUGUGUGGGACAGGAUGCUUUCAUGGAGCCCUUUAGCCAACUUAUUUUGGGACUUACAGUGCAAACUGUAUUUUCUGCUUGUAGGGAUUUGUUCUGCCUUAAAAUUGACAGUACCAUCUCAUACUAUCCAUGGUAUUGAGGGGCAACCACUUCAUCUUUCUGUUGACUAUGAUUUCAAUGCUACAGCUUCUGAAAUCCAGAUAAUUUGGCUUUUUGAGAGGUCUCAAAGUAACCCAAAAUACUUGCUUGGCUCUGUAAAUCAAAGAGUAGUUCCAGACUUGGAAUACCAGCACAAGUUCACCCUUAUACCACCAAAUGCAUCUUUGAGGAUUAAUCCAUUACAUCUCAGUGAUGAAGGCAACUACAUUGUAAAAGUCAAUGUCCAUGGAAAUGGGACCAUAGCUGCAAGUGAAAAGAUUCAAGUAGCUGUUGAUGUUCCAGUCACAAAGCCAACUGUACAUACUGAACCAUCUUCAGGAGUAGUGGAGUAUGUAGGGAAUAUUACCCUAAAAUGUACUGUGGAUAGAGGUACAAGGGUAGCUUACCAGUGGAUGAAAAAUGGGAAACGUCUUCAUGCUGGCCCUAAUUAUACCUUUUCAUCAAACAAUGCUACACUUCUAAUUGUUCCUGUAGUAAAAGAAGACAUUGGGAAUUACAGCUGUCUGGUAUCUAACCCUGUCAGUGCAAUGGAAAGUGAGAUAAUUGCACCGACCAUAUAUUAUGGACCUUAUGGACUUAGAGUCAAAUCAGACAAAGGUCUGAAUAUAGGAGCAGUGUUUACAGUUGACGUGGGGGAAGUUGUACUGUUUGCCUGCUCAGCAGAUUCAAAUCCACCAAAUACUUAUUCAUGGAUUCAAAGGGAUGACAAUACCACUCAAGUAAUCAAGUAUGGACCCCAUCUGGAAGUUGUGUCUGAUCAAGUGGCCCAGAAGACAAUAGAUUACAUGUGCUGUGCUUUCAACAACGUGACUGGGAAACGAGAUGAAACUCACUUCACAGUUGUUGUUAUGUCUGUAGGGUUGGAAAAGCUGGCCCAGAAAGGAAAAUCUUUGUCUUCUCUUGCAGUAAUAACAGGAAUUUCAUUAUUUUUGAUCCUAGCUAUGGCCUUUUUAUUUCUAUGGAAAAGAUAUCAGCCACAUAAAGUGAUACAACAGAAGCUACAGAGCAGGGCAGAGGCUGAUUACAGAAAGGCACAGGCAUUUUCAGGACAUGAAAGUGCUUUGGAUGAUUUUGGGAUAUAUGAGUUCAUCACUUUUCCAGAUCUUACCAGUGGUUCUAGGGUUUCAAGUCAAUCUGUUCCUGGCCCUGACUUUGUCACAGGCCAGGAUAUGCUAAGUACGGUUUAUGAAGUUAUUCGGCACAUUCCUGAGCAGCCACAACAAGACCACCAACAAUGUAUAUGAAGAUAGAGGAAGAGGAAAACAAAGCAUCUGAAAAUGCCAAAGCUGCUUCUUCUUCUUUAUAAUAUAUUGAAGGAAAUGCCAGCAACUCCAAGAGUAGCAAAGGGUUAUGCCACCUUGUCUUAAAAUAGUAAUUUCUCUUCAGAGUGACAAUCCCUUUCCUUGGGGUGCUCCAAAUUGCCCAUUUCUUAAUUCUUUUUUCUUUUAUUAAAGUAAUAAUUCCUUGGAAAAUAUGGAUAGUUUUAAUUACUUUUUUUUCCUUAUCAGUGAAUGCAAAGACAAAGGGAUAGCUUAAAAAAAUGCACUAUAAAACCUUUUUUUAAAAAACAAUUGGCAGAGGCACAAGAAGGAAUCUGGUCCAAGAUGCUGCCCAUGCUUGUUUUAUUUAAAAAAUAAUAAAAAAUAGAAAAUAGGUUUUAUAUUUGGGUUGACUUUCACAAGAGAAGACGUCCAUACUGGCAUGAAAAGUGAUAAAUGCAGUAUGUCAGAUUGGAAAAUACAUUUGGGGUUUAGAAUAAAGUCAUUCUUUUAAGUAAUUUAACGUGACAUAAUUCUCAAGCAUAGAAACAGAUCUGUCAGGCAGUUACAAAACUGUACAUACAUAUAUUAUUCAGAAUAAUGUGUCCUCAUUAAAUUCUGUUUCCUUUGCAUUUGAACUGGUUUUCUAUUUGUUGCUGAAUAGCCUGCUUCUCAUUGACUAGGAGAGUAAGUGAUAUUCAACUUAUUUUCAAAAGCUGCAGAAAGUUCAGGCUAUUUGUACAUUAAAACAAUUCUCCAGUGCAAAUGAAACCAAUCUUACUCUGUUUCAACAGUGUGCUACAAGUCCCUUUGCAAAUAGAAGAAUACUCUUCCAGAAGCUUCUGUUAGCUGGCUUCUGAAUCCUGCAGGAAAAUUCACUAUUAUUUCCACAGGGUCAGCUAUUAGUUGGCAUCAGCUGCAGUCAGGGAAAAGAGGAAAUAUAAACUGAAUUAAUCUAAAGGAAAAAAAAAAGUUACUUCAGGAACAGUUAAUUGUGCAGAAAAUCAUUACUGUGAGUAAUGAGAAGGGAUACAGUGUGUCCACCCUUUAAGACAGGCUGUAUGGUAUUAUUUAAACCACUCUUUAUUAUGAAAAAUAGUUUCCACAAAUUAAAAAAAUAACCUCCUUAAUCCAUAUUUACUAAACAUUCUUCCUGUCUCCAUCUUUCAAAGACAAGGGAAAAUAGCAUGCUUUUAAGUGAGCAUUCUGAUCUUGUGAGGCUGAAAAAAAAGGG